Molecule: messenger RNA, 1165 nt
Organism: [Torrubiella] hemipterigena
Lineage: Eukaryota; Fungi; Ascomycota; Sordariomycetes; Hypocreales; Clavicipitaceae
Source: the annotation of a GenBank genome assembly
AUGACAAUUUCAUGCGAGUUGUCACUGCCAUUUGUUGGCAACUGGUGGCAAACAGACGAGAUUCCGAGCUGGUUUGCCUCUUCCACGAUAUUCUACAAUAUAGCGAUCUUUAACAGGAACCACGAUACCAAGUACACAGACCUAACACGACGACCAUCGCUACCACUGAAAGGCUGUGGCCCGUUUGAACGCGAACCUAUUAUAGGUGAUCUCUACAACGCAGACGACAUCAGGUGUUUGGGGAACGACGAAGAGGAAGAUGCUAUUUUCCUCUUCGAAAUCGCGCCGGACGAGAUACGACAGAUACGUCAAUCACAACGAAAAAGCAAAGCAAAUCAGCUGCGUAUCAAGAAAUGGCUGAAGCUCCCACGACGGAUCCCAGAGGCAAGGACGAAUCCCACUGUAAGAGACAAGCUACGUCACGAUAUGGUGACAGCAUUCGUUAUGUUUUUCGAUCUCUUUACAGAGAAGGAACUGGAAAUGCUCUGGGAGAUACUUCUGUAUUUGAAGCUUGACGACAAGCACCUGGACCCGAAAGACCAGUGGAUGAUCAAGAUGCCCGAAUCGCGAGUUUGCUGCUGGGCCAUGGAGCAUCUGUACGGCGAACGAUAUACAUUGGUCUCAACCUACUCAUGGCCAGCCGAGUUCAUGCGACAGGGGGACACAGCAAAACGGAUUCUAGAGGAGGCUGUCCCCUUGAACCAGCAGAACGAGCAUGGUCAGACCUCUGUUACGCCUUAUUUACAACUGCAGGAACCAAACAGGCUAGAGGGUGGUAGGACGACGGAUACUGUGGAGGAUGUCCUCGAAGCGGCUGCGCACCGUGUAAUGCGCCGACACAAUGCGACGAAUCCAGCAGAGAUUCCAUCAUACGAUUCAGACAUGGUCCACGAGCUUGCAGAGAUGGUCUUGGAGCGAAUACGUAUGGAGCAGUGGGCGGAGAGAAUGAUGGUGAGGGGAAUGAAGAUUCUGAUCGACGAAGGAUAUCGGUUUGACGAAGAGACACAGCAAGCCUUAUUGCGAGAACAGGGUUUAGAGUAACGAACCAGAGUACAAGGAAUCGAGAGACUGGCCCGAACUUCAACCAGAUACUCCAGUUCUUUCUAUCCGGAGAGUUGCUAGAGAACGUAAACCACUUACCAUACUCCGUGCGGUUCUGGUUCUA